AUGCAAACACCUCUCGCUCCUUACAUGUUGAGACCUCACCAGACUCUGCUGCUCUGUCGAUGCUCUCAUACCUCACUCGUCCCUACUCCCCGCAGCCAAAUCAGGUUCUUCUGCAACUCCAGACCCAGUCGUAGAUCCAGAAAGAAGCCUACAGAAGAUCAUUCCUCCCCAUCCCCGUCUCCUCCCCCCGGUAUGUCGUCUCAGCGCACCGUGGCGGACGUCCUCAUGGGGGCGGCUCGUGCUGCCGCCGAGAAGAAGGCGAAGAAGUCCCCCCAGGCACAAGAUGUUGCCGUUCCGCGAUUGAAGAAGCCCAAGGCUGGAGAAAAUCAAGACGGUAACGGCAACAUCCCGCAGCUACCCGAUGCCUCUACGCCCAACGAAGAGAAAGAAGAGAAGAAGGUGGAGUUGGAGCUGAGGAAGAAGGGAUCCGAUUUCGACCCUAAGACCGUGGCCUGUUGGAACGAGGGAGAGUCGGUUCCCUUUCUGUUUCUUGCACGUGCGCUCGACUUGAUUUCGAACGAAUCAGGGCGAAUUGCAAUUGCGGACAUCUUGACUAACGUUUUCCGUACAGUGAUCGCCACUACUCCAGGCGAUCUGGUUUCAGUUGUUUAUCUGUCUGCCAACAAGAUUGCCCCUCCUCAUGAGGGUUUGGAGCUGGGAAUAGGGGAUGCUUCUAUUAUCAGAGCCCUGGCGGAGGCCUAUGGUAGGAAGGAAGAGCACGUCAAGAACCAGCUGAAGGUACUUUUGUCCACCUACAUUGCGACUGGUUGUGCUAUUCAAUUCCUCUUAGCGUUGAAUGGACAUCUGGCGUCGCUGCAGGAACUUGGCGACUUAGGCCUUGUAGCAAAAGCUAGCCGAUUAUCGCAAAGAGUGAUGUUCAAGCCCAAACCUUUGACUGUUUCCAAAGUUCUUGACACAUUCCGCACCAUUGCGAAGGUGCGUCUUAUUUUCAGAGUGUGAGAUGGCCUAUUCGUACAUGAUGUGUAGGUCUGCGCAUGAUACCAGUCUCUGUGAUUUGUUUAGCGUAUACAUAGUCACCCGGUUAUUAUGAGACAAUGUGAACGUUUUUCUGAACCAUUGGACCUGGAAACCAAGACCUUUCCGGAUCUUUUCUCAGGCACUUUUUUGAGCGUUACGUUCUAAGCUAAAUGCGUGGCCAACUGAGAUUGACGCGUGAAUAACACAUUGUUUAUUUAGGUCGAUAUAUGACCCUAUCAACUUUAGAUGUACCCUGAUAAUUUUACUUGUAUUUAUUCAAGAAACAUGCUGCCUUUGUAUUUUUAUCACUUUUAUUGCUUCCAUUUGAAAAGGGAUAAACCAACUGUGACUGAAAGUCACACUGCCGCACACAGAGGUCUUGGACUGGUGUUCUUUUUGUGGAAGAAUGGGAUGUAUUAACAGGCAAACAUGCACUAGCUCUAAACAACGCUGCCUUAGUAUCAAAAUCAUAUUUGAUGCUGGAAUUUGCACGAUAUAUCCACAGAGUAAUUUGCCUCAGGUUCAUCUGGGUGAGACCUAAUGAUCCCAAUGAUACGACGAAUUGUAAGGAUGCAUAUGAGUUCAUAAAUGAGACAUGAAAAAAGACGGUCUUUUUAUUCUCCCUUUUUUUCUUAUGGUAACUCAUCGAGAGGUAGUUCAGGGGAACAGAGAUGCAAAUAGGAAACUGAGACGGGCUAAACCUUUCUAUCUGUCAGAAGGCUUUUAUCAAUGUGAUUGGCGAUGGCAGCAUCUAUGUUGGAAUGUGUAUGAAGGUGGUCUGUUUUUGAAAGCGGUCAUUUGUGUAGCUCAGGGAAAGCCUGAACAAUAAGGGACUUAAAGCUAAUGUUGCCCUGAGUCUGUAUGGCGAUGCACAAUGCCUUCUGUGUUUGCACAAUAUUUUGAUAGUAUGCAUAUUGUAGGGGCAAUUUUUUGGUCAGAGAUAAUACGUAUUUCUUUCAUGGGAUUUUUAUUCAUUCGUAUUUGCUGCUCGAUGAAUACAAUGAAUAUACAUUUCUAUUUCAUUAACGCUGCCAGAGUGUCUGAUCAUGAUAGAGGAAACUGGGACUUGCAAUAUGCGAAUCUUCUUUUUACUUUAUUCCAGAAACGUCACCUUUCUGUCAAUUACGUGUUGGUGCUUUAUACAUAUAGUUUUUUCUUCUGCUUAAUCUUCUUUGGUUUAGUUUCUGACAGAAACUUUCGUAUACAGUACACUAAUGGGUAGGAUGCCAUUAUUUUGCUACAGGAAGCUGGAAAGGACAGUCAAGACAAGAAAAGGAACCACAUAAAAGGACUUCUUGUUGCUGCUACCGAUUGUGAACCCCAAUAUCUAAUCCGAUUACUUCAGGUCUUAAGUUUUGUUUGUAGUAUGCCUUUUUGUUAUUUCGACAUUUUCUCUGACGCUUUGUAUGGAUUCUGUAGUCGAAAAUGCGAAUUGGCUUGGCAGAACAAACAGUGUUGAUUGCCCUUGGACAAGCAGCUGCAUAUUGUGAUACGCUACCAGCGCCUCCCCCAGAGUCUCAGUCUCCCCUUGAAGAGGUGAGGUGUUUCCACCUGCAGUAAGCUAAUCUUUGAAGACGUGAUCUGCUUACAUGCAUGCAAUGGACAUUGAUAUUUGAUGAUGGUUCUUUGAUUUCUGAGAAAUGUCUUCUCCUAAUUUUUUUUGUGGACUACUAUACCCGAAAAAACACAGACUGUGAUUGAAAUAGCGGGAUUAAUCAACAAAACUGUGGUUCCAGAUUAUUUUGGAUAGAAAAUAUUUAAUAAUUUUUCUUUUACAAUUCUCUGUUUUUUUAUAAAUGCGUAUUUAGGCACCAUUAAAUGAACUUCAUUUCUCUCUACUUUUCAUUCUCCAUGCAUGGGGGGUGGGCAUCAAUGCACUACGUAAGUCCCAUAUAUAUUCGCAACCAAUUUUGGCCUGCUGUUUUCUAAACAUCUUCCAUUGUUAUUAUGUCUGGAAGAUGGAAUUUCACAGCCUAGGAGGCAAUCAUGCCAACCUUGAAGGGCAAACUAUAGCGGACUAACUGCAACUUAGUUUUUUUUUUAAAAGACAGCCUUCUUAAAAUAACUAUUUUUUCUUAGAUGCUUUUUCAUCAUUUUCUGACGCGUCCUCUUGCCAGGCUGCCAAAAUCAUUAAGCAAGUGUACUCUGUUCUUCCCGACUAUGAUAAAAUUAUACCCAAUCUUCUUCGGUUGGGUGUAUGGAAGCUUUCAGAAGUGUGCAAGUUUUCACUGGGAGUGCCUGUUAAACCCAUGCUAGCCAAGCCAACUAAGGGUGUCUCUGAGAUACUUGAUAAAUUCCAAGGCAUGGAAUUUACGUGUGAGUACAAAUAUGAUGGUGAGCGUGCUCAGGUAAAGCUAAUGCCAUAACUGCUUCUAUAAUUUGUUGCGUAUCAUACAUGCUCUUACAUCUUUUUCUAAAUCCAGAUACAUUAUAUGGAGGAUGGUUCAGUGGAGAUUUAUAGUAGAAACGCUGAAAGGAAUACUGGGAAGUACCCUGAUGUUGUCAAUUCUGUAUCAAGGUAGUAGUACUUUUCACCAUUGUUCUCUUUACCCCCGGCCUCUGAUGUCAUCAAGCUGUCUUGUUAUUUCUGUUUGUACGCCCACUUUCAAAUAGAGAUAAAAACUUUAAAUCAACUCGAAUAGUGAUAGAAACAAUGUUUCCUAUGAUGAUACUGUCCUGCUACAGCUGGUUAACAUCGUUCGGUUGUUGUUGGUUCUUUUCUCUGGUUCGAAUACAAUUUGUAAUGCUCAUUCUGUCAGAGUGCAGAUUCAAGAAGCCAUCAGUAAAGUCUUUUGUGCUAGAUUGUGAAGUUGUCGCAUAUGACCGAGAAAAGCAGAAGAUUUUGCCAUUCCAGGUUUGAAUAACGCAUCCAAUCGGCUCUUCUAUUAAACGUUCAUUGAUACUGCACAGAUUAGGAUAAUAUCAUCUCUUUAAUUUUUUUUUUCCAUAGAUCUCUUUCAUUCCGGAGUUUCACUUAUGGUUUUUUCUUUAUUGAUGCUCUUUCCCAUUAACAUAUAUGUGCAUUCAUGUCUAACGGGUAGAUUUUACGAGGCUCAUGUGAAUCUAAUUAUCCUUGGGGACAACGCCUAAUCUGAUCUUCUUGGUAGGGGAAGAAAUUCAUUUAUCACGCAUUAUUAGAUCAUAUCAUUUGCUGAACGGAUGUCACCUCCAUCAGCUGCCUGGUUAAUCCUGUGGUGCGAUUUCUUUUCCUCUUUCUUUGAGCCAAUUGUGUUGACAAAGUAUAGGACAGAAGAAUAGCCAAUGGCAAUCCGCUAAAGCAUUUGUACAGCUCUUGUCAGAUCCAGCAAAUUUUUGUCUCAUCGAAACAAUGAUGCGGCUGAAUGAGAUCAAAUAUUAUGGACACGAGAGACUAAACUGAAUUUACGAUUUUCGCUGCUGAAUGUAUAAGUUGAUCAAUUGACAGGAAAGAAGAAUAUAAAUAUUGGUAAUUUGAUGAAGAGAGAAUGUCAGUGUCAAUGAAAAAUGAACAUUUUUACUUUCUUGUCAUGUACAUUAAAUUAUGCUGGCAUCCUUGAUGUUUAGUUUUUCAGAUUUUGGUUAUAGAAUCCAAGGGCUAUUGGAUUGAUGCAAACGGGUAAACUGUUUAAUUGAGAACACUGUAGGGAGGGGAUGCAAAUAAUCGUGGCAUUAAUGGAUAAAGUUGGAUCCUAGUACAUUAGAGUUUUAUCUAUGCCAUGACUACUCUCCUGUGAAUGUCUCAAAUGUAGUUGCCUGUCUUGGAACAUUGCCUUCUUGAAAGUCCUAUCUUCACCAAUUUGUUUUCUUAUUAUCACUUUGCGCAAAUAGUUUCUUCUUGGAUUUUAUUUCUAAUUGUUAAAUCAUGUAAUGAUCUUCUGUCGUUGAAUGACGCCAACUGAUGACAUUGUAUACUUCCAGAUACUCAGUACUCGUGCUCGUAAGGAUGUGGCAAUGGGUGACAUAAAAGUUGAGGUUUGCACUUUUGCUUUUGACAUCUUGUUCCUCAAUGGGGAGGCGCUCCUUCAAGAGCAGCUCAGGACUCGUAGACAGGUAUAAAUGUUAAAAUGUUGUUGGGUUUAUAAUUUUCAAGCAAAUGAGAAGUUUUUAGUUGUGGCAUAUUCUAGAAUGAGCAUGUUUCUCGACACUUGAAUCAUCAGUGUUCAUAUGUUUUUUUGGACUUACAGGUUGUUAAAUGAGGAAAAAACAUUGUUCAUGAGUGGCUUUGGGAUACUUUCAGAUACUCACGUAGAAAACUAUUUUACGAUAAUCUUGGUUUCGAUGGAAACUAUUAUAUUAUCUCUGAUCCAUAAACCCAUCAAUGCCAUGAGCAAUCUUCAUAUGAUCCGCAAGAGAUAAUAAAUAAAUGGAAGAUUGAGAAAGAGGAAGAGGGAAGAGAAUCAAACACAUGGAUGCAUGCAGCUUUUACAUGGUCAACUUUAUCCACAUUUAUGGCCUCGCUCUGUCACCUAUUUUCUUGGAGCUACAAAAAAUAAAAUUAUUUAAUUUUACUUCCAUGAGUUGGAAGAUUUCUUUACUUGUAGGGCCUAGGAAAAAUUUUACUCAUAGCCCCGAAAAAUUCCAUAGGGUGACCAUAUUUACUAGUAAUCAGGUUCCACAUUCCAACUCAUGAGUCCCAUGAAACUAAAAUGAGGGUCCAAUUUAAAGAGAAACACAUUUCUACGAGUAUACGUUUAUUUUAGAAGCACUUAUCUUGCCGUCCAUUUGGACUGCAGUAUUGGUAAUAUCAGUGUUCAGGUUGUAGGGUGAUUAUGGUAUAAAGGCUUUACUAAAUGUCACUAGUUCUGAAAAAAACCAAGCGUGGGAAUAAGGGGAAAGGUCACACUUACGAAAAGAAAUGGAUUAGGUGUCAAAUGCAUAAGUUCAUUUAUUUUUAUAAACAGUUUUUGGAAAUAAGCCACACUAUGUUUAUCAAACAAAAAGUGUAACAUGAGAACCUAAAAAUUCCAACUUUUUAAUCAUGUUCAAUGCUUCUUUUUGAAUCUUGAUUCUAGAGAAAACUAAAGUCUAUAAUCUAUUUAAUGGACUUCAAAUAUUCAUUUGGUAGAUUAUGAAGAAAUAAGUAAUCAGCAACAUGUUCUUCUUCUCGGGGAAGGAUCUUGGGCACUCAUGUUGAAUGGGGCUCGGGUUUAUUACUUUCUUUGUUUUAACAGUGUGGGUUUACCUUGUAAUAUCUCCUCUAGAGGGUGAUGCUCUAUUCUAGAAUAAGAUUCACAUAUUUUUAACCUAUAACUGUCAAAGAUAGUCUCAGAAAUAUGUUCCUUUGCCAAAAAUCCAGGCGUUUAGAUUUGUACUUCCGCAUUAAAUUUGAGUUUGUGUGAAAGAAAUUCGCGUCCGACAUUUAAAUCUGUUGUAUCUGCUUCCUCCUCUGUCUCUCUCUCACGCACUCUCGCUAACCUUUCUUUGGCUGUUCCCUAAAAGUUGAUUUGAAUUUCAAACAUCAUUCUAUAGCUGGUUAUUCUUACCUGUUCAUUGUGUGAUUGCGGUGGUUGUAUUUUUCUUGCAUGGUUUCUGCAGGCGAACAAUUACCUUGUUUUUUUCAGAUUCAUCUUUUUCUAAAUCUCUCACGUUACAGUUAUUGCGCAUUUGUUCACAAUAUAUCAUGUACUAACUUCUGAUGUGCCCUGUUGCAGCAUCUUUAUGAUUCUUUUGAGGAAAUUCCUGGAUAUUUUCAAUUUGCAACGGCAUUGACCUCCACUGAUCUAGAAGAAAUUCAAAACUUCCUUCAAAUCGCUGUGAAUUCCAGGUAAGAUACUUGGCAAAAAGAUAGCCUGCAACUCAUUGAAAAUUUUGACACAUGAUCCUCUGCAUAUCAUUAAUUUAUUUAUAGCUUAUGUGUAACAUAAUGGGUUGACGAACAAAGAAAGUGAUUAACAUUGAGCUGCGAUCUUCAUGUUUAGUAUUCCCCAUCCGAGAAAUUCUGUUACCCGAGAAAUUGUCUCAUCCGAGAGGGUGCUGACUGUGCCUAGCUUAUGCUUCGUGUUGUUGGAAUAGUGGUGAGCUGCAGCUGAGAUGCUACCAAUACCUGUAGACCAGCAUUGAAUCAAAUCUUGUAUUCAUCUGACUGGGCCCUGGUUGACUUUCUUGGUUUCGCACUUUAAAAGAUCGCAUUAUCAAAAAUGUUUCAGGAGGAAUAUCACGUCUAUAAGCUGCAGUUUUUUUACUAUCAAAAUCUAAAUAACAACUUCUCAUUUCACAUGUACAGCCUCAAUAUAAACUGUGGUGUUUCCUAGAUGUAAUCUUAACUAAUUUUACUGAAUCAAUGAAGCUGUGAAGGAUUGAUCAUCAAGACGUUGGACGGGGAUGCCACCUAUGAACCUUCAAAGCGGUCAAACAACUGGCUGAAACUGAAGAAAGAUUAUAUGGACAGGUAGGAAGGGUUAUUUUGUCCUAGGAUGUUGACUGGCCUCUUUCUUUUCUCGUGAAUAUUUUUUUCUUCAGCUCAGCCUUCCUUACAUUGUUCAUUUCAGCAUUGGAGACUCACUAGAUUUGGUACCCAUUGCUGCAUUCCAUGGUCGUGGGAAACGUACAGGUUACUACUAUGCUAUGCUUUUCUUGAUCUCCUUUCAAUGUUGUGCACUGAGUUUUCUCUCUGGUUUAGACCCAUUUCUUCGCAAGCUGCAAAGAUUGCUCAAUUUGUCGUGCCCUGUGUGAUUCAUAACCUUGCUCUGUGUGAUUUUUAGAGAAUUUAAUAGGAGACAAUGCCAUUUGAUUGACAUGUUGCUCAGUUCUUCCCUGAAAAAUCAUCUAACAUUUUUUCAUAAUUAUGUCAGGAGUGUAUGGAUCUUUUCUCCUUGCUUGUUAUGAUGAGCAAAAUGAAGAAUACCAAAGCAUAUGUAACAUUGGUGCGUGGACUCCUCUGCGCUUUAAUAUUGCACAAUAUUCACAUUCUGUGAUCCCUAUUGAAUAAUAGAUUUCAAUCCAUAAUUUUUAGGUACCGGAUUCUCCGAGAAGGAUCUUGAAGAUCGCUCUACUUCUCUCCGAAGUAAAGUGAUCCCCAGACCAAAGGUAUAGAUAAGAUUGAUUCCUUAUUAAACAUUCGUUUCAUACAUAAAAUUUCACCAUUUUUAGUAUAUGCAGAAACAUGAAUGUUCGUUUUGUGUUCCAGCCAUAUUAUCGGUUCGGUGACACAUUGAACCCAGAUGUCUGGUUUGAACCAGCUGAGGUAAGCACAUGGCAGUACCUAUUUCACAGUGCAUUUUGGAUAUGUAUGUCCGUUUUUGUGCUCCUUCAAUGCUUUGCCAUUCCUUCCUCGUCUGAAAGCAUUAUAUUUCCUUUUUCCCAUUCGAAGAAAUUCAGCUUCCUUUUUUUCUCUUUUUUUUUUUAAUAAUAAAAAUGGGAACUUUUGGUUAGCCAUCUUGAAGGGAGGACCCCUACGACCACCACCUGCCCUCUCCCAAUAACUAACCCUAGUAGAUACCGUUGACAUCUCCCAUAUCAGAAGAAGCGUAUGCUCACAUUCCUCCCUCUUCAUCGACAAUCAAAUCCCAUCAUGGAACUAGGAGGCCCUGUGGCUUGAGGAGAGAGCUGCCUUCUAAUGGUUGGUGGGAGAGGGGAGGAAGGGGGUUGACUCACUGCAAGGGAGAUGAAGAUGGGUGGAAGAAAUUGUGAGCAUAAUUGAGAUGCGACGGUGAAUGCGCUUUCAACCGGUCAACAUCAGCUGGUUCCCCUCCUUUCUUCAGCCCUUCUCAUCAGGAACUCCUUUUGGCCUUUGUGCCAGGUUUGGGAGGUGAAGGCGGCUGAUCUGAGUAUCAGUCCUGUCCAUCGGGCUGCCCGCGGUGCCAUUGAUCCUAACAAGGUUAGAAUGCGACCUCAAGAGCCCGCCUGCCUGCCUGCCUCAAGAGCCCUGCUGACGGCUCUCUUUGAUGCUCUUUUUUGAAGGGGAUCUCUCUCCGGUUUCCUCGUUUGCUGAGGAUUCGUGACGACAAGAACCCAGAUCAGGCCACCACGGCUGAGCAGGUACUUCCAGGGCACCGAUCCCGCUUUUACACAGCUCAGUUGCUCGCCUGAUUCGGUGGUUGAGGGUAACGGGCUUGUUGUCUUCAGGUUGCCGAGUUGUAUCGUGCUCAGAAGAUCAAUCAUGUCAACAAUCAGACGGAGGAGAAUGACGAAUGA
Messenger RNA from Spirodela intermedia, 9090 nucleotides. NCBI's taxonomy places the organism in Eukaryota, Viridiplantae, Streptophyta, Magnoliopsida, Alismatales, Araceae. The record is from the annotation of a GenBank genome assembly.